Molecule: messenger RNA, 1781 nt
Organism: Sphaerodactylus townsendi
Lineage: Eukaryota; Metazoa; Chordata; Lepidosauria; Squamata; Sphaerodactylidae
Product: interferon-inducible GTPase 5-like
Exons: 2
Coding region: 51-1241 (396 amino acids)
Cellular component (GO): membrane
Molecular function (GO): GTP binding; GTPase activity
Source: RefSeq, a predicted model, not a curated record
CUUCAGCAUCUUGUCACGUACAAGCAGAGAAGCAAAUAUCAACAACCACUAUGGGGUCUGCUCUUUCAAAAGAAAACAUAUUACAGGAACUUGAAAAGCUACAGAAAGAUUGGGAAAAUGAAACUCUCCCCAAAUUGACCAAAAAAAAUCAAGAAGGCCUGGAUUUAUUAAAAAAUACUCCUCUUGAUAUUGCCCUCACAGGGGUGUCAGGUGCUGGUAAAUCAUCUCUUGUCAAUGCCCUGCGAGGAAUGACAAACUGGGAAGAUGGUGCAGCUGAGACUGGUGAGACGGAAACAACAAUGGAGCACAAAAGCUAUCCACAUCUCACAUUCCCAAAUGUGACAAUGUGGGAUCUACCAGGAAUUGGGACACCUAACUUUAAACCAGAGGAAUACCUCAAGAAGGUAAAUUUUGAAAAGUACGAUUGUUUCAUCAUAGUUGCCUCAAAUCGCUUCACUGAGAAUGAUGUCCUCCUGGCCCGUGAAAUUCAUAAAAUGUACAAGAAGUUCUAUUAUGUGCGCACCAAAGUGGAUGCCAGUAUAUAUUCUGAAAAACAAAAGCCAAACUUCAGUGAGGAGAAAUUCCUGGAUGGAAUUAGGAAGUAUUGCUGUGAUAAUCUGAAACGUAUAGGGGAAUCUAAUCCACGGGUUUUUCUCAGUUCCGCAUUCCAUUUGGAUAAGUAUGAUCUUCCUCUCCUGCUAGGGACUUUGGAGAAUGAGUUGGAUGAUCUCAAGAAACAUAUUUUAAUUCUGUCUAUGCCAGUUUUCUCCAAAGAAGUCCUGAAGAAGAAAAGGGCUGCUAUGGAGGACUAUAUCAAGAAAGCAGCUUGGUUGUCUUGUACUGUUCGGGCAGUUCCUGUCCCUGGCCUUUCUGUUGUCUGUGAUGUUGCCAUCUUGGUGAGGUCAAUGAUAUACAUCCUUGAGGUCUUUGGCUUGGAUGAAGAGUCCCUCAAUAGACUUGCAAAGCGGGUUGGCAAAUCUGUUGAUGUCCUGAAAUCAGCUAUCAAAAAGUCUCCACUGCCCAGCCAAAUCACCACAGGAUUUGUAAUUAGUAUGUUGAGUAAGUCAGUCAUUUGUGGAACCCUGAUGGUGGUUGAAACUGUUCUUGAUUUUGUACCGGUGUUGGGCUCUAUAACUGGCGGACCACUUUCUUUUGGAACAACAUUUUACUUCCUGAAGAAAUUUCUGCAUGAUGCUGAGGAAGAUGCUCAGAACGUCCGGGCAAAAGCUGCAGAAUUCUAAACGGAGACAAGUGCCAAGACACCCGUAAUAAAAGUAGAUUGAGGACAAAAAGCAUAUGAAUGUCAUGCAAAUAUGAGGAAACAAAAUCCAAGAAUAAAUUCUAGAUGUCAUAUACUUGUUUGAUGUCCUGCUUGGUGGAAGUGGAUCUUUGAAUACCACGUUGUACCUUCCAAGAAGCUUUCUGAAAUAAAUGAAGAUGCUUAGAAUGUUCAAGAAAAGCUAUUGAACAUGUAGAAUCAAAGAGCUGACGUCCCAAAAAAUAGAAGAGGAGGCACCAAAUGUAUGGAUAAUGCUCAGGAUCAGAAUAUUGGAAAGGAAAGGAAACUGGAUUUCAGUUUUCGGCUGCAGUAACCACACCUCCAGAAACUGACCAAGGGCUCCUCAACGAGACAAUCUAUUUGUUGUUUUUGCUUUGUUAACUUCUUUCUUCCAAAGUCCAACAUAAUCAACUAACAGUCCACAUAACUGGACUCAUAGGAGUUAGAUAUGACCACAGCCAGAGUUUUUCUUCACUUUAGUGUGCUGGAGGCUAUAGUUCAA